UUUGGCGGAAGAAGACACGUCCUCUACGGGUGAACGAGGAGGCUGGAAUGGAAACGGAGUCGAGGGGGGCGAUACUUCGUCUAGAGCAGAGCUCCAUCAGUAGACUCAAAUCACCCAGUAGUAGGUUAUACAGCCGUUAUUCCCCUUUUCCAGCCAAGUGACUAAGUGAUAGGAGAAGGACAUCUCUGCCAUAUAUACAAUUGGAACAAUCGUUGGCUUUAUGCGGGGAAAAAUGCAACCUUCAAGACUUAAAGGAACGUGAUGGGAGAAGCAUAUAUAUAUAAUAUUUUUUUUUUACAGAAUAUUCUAACUCGACGUCCAUUGGAGGAAAGCAGUUCAUGUUUAUAGCUCUGUGCUUCGUCAUCAUUCAACGUUAGAUUUUUGUUUCAUGGACCAUUUUCUAUAUUAUUAGCCUACCAGUACAGGUCUAAUGUCUUAGUUUAGCACCUUAUUUAGCCGUAGAUAAGUCAGCUGCCUUUACAGGCACAGACUAGAUGGGAUUCAAUGGUUUAAUGUUUUUGAUGGAUUCCUUGUCCUUUAGUAUGUAAGUAGCAAGACAAUCUAAGGUAGCUGCUGGUCCGAGAAUUGUGGAUUAAUUACAUUUUUCAGCAAAACCAGACGUCUAUGGACAUUUGUUCUUCAUCGGCGAAAUGAGUGUAUGUUUAAUUAAAUCAAGCAAUGAACGGCGUCUAAAUUAAGGUCGUGUUCAGAGGGGUGAAAGGAGACGUUGAGAAAAUCCCCGACAAGGAGAAAUACAAUUUAAUUCAUAUUCUCUGGAAUUGUCGCUGUCCACCACAAGGAAAUGGAAAGCGAGGUUUUUACGCCGUUGCUGGAGCAAUUUCUGCUCACGCCUUUGGUCGCCUGGGUUAAGGCGGCUGGGCAUUCAUCUGGAAACGAUGGCACCAAACUAUCGGAAUACAUUGAAUUAGUGGAUGGCAUUUAUUUAAACGAGAUCAUGCUUGAGAUAAAUCCUAAAGCCACUGUUCAAAGAACCAACAAGAAAGUGAACAAUGACUCAACACUGCGCAUACAAAACCUCUCCAUCCUGAUCCGACAGAUCAAGUCCUAUUACCAGGAGACCCUCCAGCAGCUGGUGAUGAUGCCCCUCCCCAACGUGCUGGUGCUGGGCAGGAGCCCUCUCAGUGAGCAAGGUCUGGAGGAGAUGAGGAAGCUUUUGUUGCUGUUGCUUGGCUGUGCCGUCCAGUGUGAGAAGAAAGAGGAGUACAUCGAGAGGAUCCAGACCUUAGACUUUGACACAAAAGCUGCCAUAGCAUCUCACAUCCAAGAGGUGACCCACAACCAGGAGAAUGUUGUGGACCUGCAGUGGCUGGAUGGGGGCGAGCUGCCCCCAGAGGACCUGGACUCCUUCUCCAGGAACAUGGCCUUCCAUCUCAAACGCCUAGUGGACGAGAGAGACGACCAGCUGGAGACCAUCGUGGAGCUGACCCAGGAGAGGGACUGUGGACAGUACUCUCCCCAGCCGUUCUGUGCCCAGUCGCCCAACGACUCGCCCAGCAUGCGCCGCACAGAGAGCCGGCAGCACCUGUCUGUGGAGCUGGCCGACGCCAAGGCCAAGAUCAGACGUCUGCGCCAGGAGCUGGAGGAGAAGAGUGAGCAGCUGCUGGACUGCAGACAGGAACUGGACAUCAUGGAGACUGAGAAUAAGAGGGUUCAGCAAGAGAGCCUGCAGUUGUUGUCGGACGCCCGUUCUGCCAGGGCAUAUCGUGACGAGCUGGACGCUCUGAGGGAGAAGGCCGUCAGAGUGGACAAGCUGGAGAGUGAAGUGGGACGCUACAAGGAGAGGCUCUACGAUAUUGAGUUCUACAAAGCCAGAGUAGAGGAGCUGAAGGAGGACAACCAGGUUCUGCUGGAGACCAAGGCCAUGCUAGAGGACCAGCUGGAAGGAACCAGGGCUCGCUCUGACAAACUCCACGAGCUGGAGAAAGAGAGCCUGCAGCUCAAAUCCAAGAUCCACGACAUGGAAAUGGACCGGGACAUGGACAGGAAGCGUAUUGAGGAGCUGCUAGAGGAGAACCUGGUCCUGGAGAUGGCCCAGAAACAGAGCAUGGAUGAGUCUCUCCACCUGGGGUGGGAACUACAGCAACUCUCCAUGACCCCUGACCUGACAGAGGUGCCUCAGAAGUCCCUGGGCCACGAGGUGAAUGAGCUGACAUCCAGCCGGCUGCUGAAGCUGGAGAAGGAGAACCAGACCCUGCUGAAGACUGUGGAGGAGCUGAGGGGCUCUGCCAGCAAACACGUCCCCGCACGUCUCCUCAAGGCCGACAAGGAGAACCAGAGGCUCACCCAGAGGCUGGUGCAGCUGGAGAGUGAGCUGAACACAGAAAGGGAGAGUCUGCACAGUGCAGAGAGUCUCGGCACCGACCUGAUGAAGGAGAAGGCUCUGCUGGAGAAAACCCUGGAGACGCUGAGGGAGAAUUCUGAGAGACAGGUGAAAGGCCUGGAGCAGGAGAACGAGCAUCUGACCAAUACCGUCUCGUCGCUGAGGCAACGCUCCCAGGUGGGCCCUGAGGCGCGGGUCAAAGACGUAGAGAAGGAGAACCGCGUGCUGCACGAGUCCAUCCGGGAGACCAGCUCCAAGCUCAACAAGCUGGAGUUUGAGCGGAAGCAGCUGCGUAAGGACCUGGCGGUGUACAAGGAGAAGGGCGAGCGGGCAGAGGAGCUGGAGGUGGAGGCGCAGCGGCUGGAGAGGGAGAACGAGGCCCUGCAGAAGCGAGUAGCCAGCCUGGGCAUCACCUGUGACAAGGUGGCGUCUCUGGAGAAGGAGAAUGCAGAGCUGGAGGCAGAGGGCCGUCGUCUGAAGAAGAACGUGGAAGGCCUGCGGAGCACCUCCUUCCAGCUGGAAGCCCUGGAGAAGGAGAAUGUCCAGCUGGACGAGGAGAACCUGAAGCUCCGCAGGGCUGCAGAGGCGCUCCGCUCAGCCGGGAACAAGGCGGCUCAGCUGGAACUGGAGAACCGGGAGCUGGAGAGCGAGAGGAGCCAGCUGAAGAGAAGCCUGGAGCUGCACAAAGCCUCCUCCAGGAAGACGGAGAGGCUGGAAGUGAGCUACCAGGGCCUGGACACGGAGAACCAGCGGCUGCAGAAAUCCCUAGAGAACAGCAGCCGCAAGAUCCAGCAGCUAGAGGGGGAGCUGCAGGAUGUAGAACAGGAGAACCAGAGCCUGCAGAGGAACCUGGAGGAACUGAAGAUCUCCAGCAAACGUCUGGAGCAGCUGGAGCAGGAGAAUAAGACUCUGGAGCAGGAGAGCUCUCAGCUGGAAAAGGACAAGAAGCAGCUGGAGAAGGAAAACAAGAGACUGAGACAGCAGGCGGAGAUCAGGGACUCCAAGCUGGACGAGGACAACCUGAGGAUCAGCCACCUGGAGAAGGAGAACCGCUCGCUGGGUAAGGAGAUGACCUCCUUCAAGGACUCCUGCAACCGCCUCAAAGACCUGGAGAAGGAGAACAAAGAGCUGGUCAAACAGGCCACCAUCGAUAAGAAGACCCUGGUCACUCUGCGAGAGGAACUGGUGAGUGAGAAACUGCGGACUCAGCAGAUGAACAAUGAUCUUGAGAAACUGACCCACGAGCUGGAGAAGAUAGGCCUUAACAAGGAGAGGCUGCUGCAGGCCGAGCAGAGCUCUGACGAUGACAGGUACAAGCUGCUGGAGUUCAAGCUAGAGUCCACUCUCAAGUCUUCUCUAGAGAUCAAGGAGGAGAAGAUAGCUGCCUUGGAGGCCAGACUGCAGGAAUCCUCUAACCUCAACCAACAACUGCGCCAGGAGCUUAAAACUGUGAAGAAGAACUAUGAGGCCCUGCGACAGAGGGAGGAGGAGGAGGAGAGGAUGGUGCAGAGCUCACCCCCCAGAGGAGGGGACAGGGAGGACUCUCAGGCCGUCAACAAGUGGGAGAAGGAGAGCCACGAGACCACCCGGGAACUGCUCAAGGUCAAAGACCGCCUCAUCGAGGUGGAGAGGAACAACGCCACCCUCCAGGCAGAGAAGCAGGCCCUGCAUACCAACCUGAAGCAGCUAGAGACCCAGAGCAGUAACCUGCAGGCCCAGAUUCUGGCUCUGCAGAGACAGACUGCAUCUCUACAGGAGAACAACACCACACUACAGACCCAGAACGCCAAACUACAGGUUGAGAACUCAACGCUGAACUCCCAGAGUGGCGCUCUCAUGGCCCAGAAUGCCCAACUGGCGACGCAGCAGUCAAGUACGGAGAACGAGAAGGAGGGGGCGGUGAGGGACAGGGAAGACCUGAGGUCCACCUAUGAGAUGCUGCUAAGGGAUCAUGAGAAACUGGCUGCCUUGCAUGAGAGACAGGCCUCCGAGUACGAGGGCCUCAUCGGCAAACAUGGAGGCCUGAAGAGUGCCCACAAGAGCCUAGAGUCACAGCACAGAGACCUGGAGGACAGGUAUAACCAGCUGCUGAGGCAGAAGGAUCAGCUGGAGGAGCUGGAGAAACAGCUGAAGGCAGAGCAGGAGAAGAUGCUGUCUGAGAACAAGAGCCACGAGGCCACGGCUGCAGACUACCACAAACUGAAGGAGGAGAAUGAAAGGCUGAACAUGGCACACCGUCAGCUGGUGAAGGAUAAUGAGGGCCUGCAGGCCGACCAUAAGAACCUGAAGAGCCAGAUGAACGGUGCCAAGCUGGAACAGACCCGCAUGGAGGCAGAGUUCUCCAAACUCAAAGAGCAGUACCAACAGCUGGACAUCACCUCCACCAAGCUCACUAACCAGUGUGAGUUGCUGAGUCAGUUGAAGGGGAACCUGGAGGAGGAGAACCGUCACCUGCUGGACCAGAUCCAGACCCUGAUGCUGCAGAACCGCACCCUGCUAGAACAGACCAUGGAGAGCAAGGACCUGUUCCACGUAGAACAGAGACAGUACAUUGACAAGCUGAACGAGUUGAGGAGACAGAAGGAGAAGCUGGAGGAGAAGAUCAUGGACCAGUAUAAGUUUUACGACCCCUCACCUCCACGGAGACGGGGGAAUUGGAUCACCCUGAAGAUGAAGAAGCUGAUCAAGCCGAGGAGUCGGGAGCGGAUGCGUUCCCUGACGCUGACUCCCACACGCUCCGAGUCCAGCGAGGGCUUCCUGGGGCUUCCUCUGGACAGCCAGGACUCCUCCUCCAUAGGCUCUGGCUCCAACUCCCUGGACGACGCGCUGACACACAAGAGGAGCAGCAGGAAGAGAGACUCUCAGAGAGUGCAGCAUUCCCAUGUGCAGGGUAACCAGGGUUCCUCUAAUGCUCUGAAAAGGUUGCCCUUUAUGAGGACCAGAUCGAAGGAGAAAGACAAAGAGAAGGCCAUCUACCGCCGGUCCAUGUCUAUGAACGACUUGCUACAGACCAUGGCCCUGGCGGGGGGUCAGUGGGCAGGCAGCACAGAGAACCUGGAGGCGCCCGUCGAGACCAACGGGGGCAGCAGUACCCGGCGAAUGAAAGAGCUGGGUUCCAUGGCCUACUCCACCAACGCUAUCAACUACGCCACCCUCACCCUGCCUUCAGGCAGCAGGGCCAAGAGGAGCCUGAAGAUCAAAGACAACGCUUCCUGUGAAGAUGUCCCAGCAUCCUCAGACGACCCCAUUGGGGUCAAAGGGCAAGCCUCCAGACCCUCCAGCCUCCAUAGUAUCAAGACCAUCAGUAGUAAUAGCAAUAAUAACUCCCACUUCUCUCCACUCCAGACCAAAGGCACGUUGAACGGAAACCUCAGCAGGCCCCACAGUGAGAGCAGUGGGGAGUUCAGUCUCAGUCUGGACCAGGAGGAGUGGUCCAGCGGGAGCAGCCCUGUCCAGCACCCCCUGUCCCGCUCCUCUCACCAAAGCCCCAUGCUGCUGCGGAGGUCCCUGGACCCCCAGGCCGCCCAGGCCAGGAAGAAGACGAGCAACUCCUCGGGCAGCGCCAGUGAAGUUGUCUCUCUACAGCAGUUCCUAGAGGAGAGCACCGACCCUGCAGAGUCUGGCAGCCAAGAGAAUCUGACCGUUGAGUCUCCCCGCCUCUCUGGAGGCACUGAGCAUGUGCAGAGGGACCGGGCUGAGCGAGGCUCCACCUCCUGCACCGGCACUAAGGGGCGGGGCAUCCUGCGCUCAGCCAGUGGGAAGGCAGCGCCAGUGCACUCAGACGGCCGCCCCCCAAAGGGUGGCCAACCAGGUCGUCCCAGUCUACGGAAGGCAGAGAGUACGCGUGUGAAGGGCACGGUCCAGCCCCGGGUCGGCCUCUCCUCCCAGAGUAAAGCCAUGUCUGUGUCUGAGCGUCUGGACAUCUCCUCCACCUCCUUCUCCACGCUGCCCCGGGCCAGCAGCGUCAUCUCCACAGCUGAGGGCUCCACGCGUCGGACCAGCAUACACGACCUGCUGUCCAAAGACGCCCGGCAACCCGUGUCUGUGGACCACUCACCCUCCUCAAAGGCCUCGCCUCGCACCUCCACCACGCCCAAUGUGGAAGUGUUACAAGAGCGCAGAAAGUCAAAAAGCGGAACUGGGGAGCAACAAAGCUCCUAAACAUUAAUGAUGAGCUCAAGUGAGGAAAGUGACCUUCAAGCUGUCUGACUUUGAAGCCUUUAAAAGUCGGUCUACUGAGAUGGUCUUCAAAGAGAAAAGCUUGUAGAAAAAAACAUGAAAAUCAAUUUCAAGAAUCGUUCAAUAGAGAAAAGUAAACGUCCUCUCUUUUUUCCUUGAAUCAAGGAAACAAAACUCAUAAAGGGAAAUGUCUAAAAUGUUCAAUUUCAUAUUCAUAAUCUCCAGCAUCCACCCCAACAUCAACAUAUGUGAAAAUGGCGUGUUUAUAUGUUUUGUAGUAAAAAAUAGAGGAAGAAAUGUUUCCAAUGACAUCAUUGUUGUGCAUGGUGUGAUUUUUAACCAAUUACGAGUAGGUAUUGCUUAGUAAUUGGUUGAUGUCAUUGGAAAAGAUGAUCUUUUUUACAUAUGUUGAUGUUGGGGUGGUGCUGGAGGAGAUGAAUAUGAAGUAGAAACAUGUUGAAAUUUCCCGUUAAGACAUAGGUAACUGCCAAAAUAAAAUAAAAGCCAACAAAGUGUCUUAAUAGGGCGUUGGGCCACCUCGAGCCACCCAGAACAGCUUCAAUGCGCCGUGGCAUAGAUUCUACAAGUAUCUGGAACUCUAUUGGAGGGAUGCGAUAACCAUUCUUCCACAAGAAAUUCCAUAAUUUUGUGUUUUGUUGAUGGUGGUGGAAAACGCUGUCUCAGACGCCACUCCAGAAUCUCCCAUAAAUGUUCAAUUGGGUUGAGAUCUGGUGACUGAGACGGCCAUGACAUAUGGUUUACAUAAUUUUCAUGCUCAUCAGACCAUUCAGUGACCAAUCGUGCCCUGCGGAGGGACAUUGGGCCCAUUUGUUUCACAUGGCCCGGUGCCCCGGGUGGGUGUAGAUUUCACUUAAGGACCAAUGGGAGUACCGGGCCAUGCAAAACUACCUUGCCCAUUGUCGUCCUGGAAGAGACCACUCCCAUCAGAAUAGAAAUUCUUCACCAUAGGUUGAAGGUGAUUCUCAGAAUAGAUGUGUAUGUACUGGUGUUUACCUUGCCCUCUAAGGGGUUGAGAGGACCUAAACCAUGGCAGGAAAAUGCUCCCCACACCAUAACAGUGCUGCCAGAACCCUCAUUUAUUCAAGUUUGUCCUUUAUUUUGGCAGUUACCUGUAUGUGGUGACAAUUGUUUUUCUAAAACUACCUUUAUUUAACUAGGCAAGUCAAUUAAGAACAAUUCUUAUUUUCAAUGACAGCCUAGGAACAGUGGGUUAACUGCCUUGUUCAGGGGCAGAACGACAGAUUUUUACCUUGUCAGCUCGGGGAUUCGAUCAUGCAACCUUCCGGUUAUUAGUCCAACGCUCCAACCGCUAGGCUAACUGCUAACGUUCACUCUACACGGACCUACACUUGGUGCCAAUGUUCACGCAAAGCCAAAUGGGUGAGCUUAAACUAGACCCUGUGUGACUUUGAAUCAGCUGGACUUUUGCAGUUUGCCAUUUGAUGUUAAUGAUACUCUUUGUAAAUGAGCAUGCACAUGCAACAUCUUUCUACUGUGGAACAGCUGACGUCUACUUUCAGCAAUAUGCACCGGAAAUAAAACUGCUUGUGGACACAGAACAACAAGGUCAACCACAAUCUGCAUGGAGCAAUCAAUCAACAUGGUUUCCUUCCAAUCAGAAUGGACUGUUUUAAGUUGUGUUCCUCUGAAAUGCCAAAAUGACUAUCGCAGGAAGCCAUGCCAUCUGUUUGAUUGACAGCCAAUCCAAUCAAGAUUAAGGUUGUGUGAGCUGAAUGGCACAGCUGUGUAUGUGUACAGUGCUGUCAGAUUACUGUGUCUGUGAUGAUGACCUAGUGUCCACUUCCUUCUCCACUUUUACAUAAAUCCAUUUGAUGUAAUGAAAACUCCAGAAGACUCCUGUGUGUCAUUUCAUCUUCACUGCCCACAGCGCCAAUCUCAUAAAGGACUGUAACUAUCAAGUGUCAUCUAUUCUUCGUCAGAUGAAUAAUUUGCAAUCUAAUCACCAACUGAAGUUGUUGGGAUAUUGGAUGAAAGUAAUGUCAUGAUUUCUACAUACAAAUUGAUGUAAUGCCCCUUUAAAUAUUAUAUAUGACACUUUAGGGGGGGAUAGGCCUGCACUGUUUAUUCUGCUAUAUUGAAAAUGUUUCGAUCCGAACCGGAUCUUUGUCAGGGCAGUGAAUUGGGAGCAUAUACAGUGUGCAGACCUUCCUGUUCCAGCACCUAAAUGAAGGGUGUGCACAGCGUAUAAUCCCAGACGAUUUGAGUGGAGCAUCAAUCUUCCAUCAUCUGCUUUAUUACACUGCAGUAUUUAGUAUCAAAACAGUGCAAAUGACUAGAUCUCGCAGAGGGAGAUACAAUACAAACACCAUAACUCACUACUACAUUGUCUUUCAACCAUGUACAUAUAACCAACUAUCUACUGGUCUCUUGCCCAUAGAAAACAAGGUCUCUCCAUCCCUUAUUCUGUCCCAAAUGUUUGCCUAUUUUUUUUAUUUUUUUUACAAUAAUGGAAAUUUCUUGAUAACCCCAAGUAAAAGCACAAAGGUAAAUAACUUUUAAAUAAAUCAUUGUACCAAGCCAAAGCACAGUCUGACAGGAUAGUAAGUAUGUUAAUUUCAAGGUAUUUACUAGUCAAAGCUCUGAAGAACUGGUUCAUGUCCUGUCUCCUUUAAAAACUUCAAGAGAUCCUCUGGCUUUAGUCCCAUAGAGACAGCAUUGGUCAUGGGAUGGAAGUAAACUCGCUCAUGGCCUCCGUUGACCAGGUCGCUGUCCAGGACAAACUUGAC
Molecule: messenger RNA, 9288 nt
Organism: Salvelinus fontinalis (brook trout)
Lineage: Eukaryota; Metazoa; Chordata; Actinopteri; Salmoniformes; Salmonidae
Product: girdin-like
Exons: 35
Coding region: 803-6502 (1899 amino acids)
Biological process (GO): cytoskeleton-dependent intracellular transport; cytoplasmic microtubule organization
Cellular component (GO): cytoplasm; centrosome
Molecular function (GO): microtubule binding; dynein light intermediate chain binding
Source: RefSeq, a predicted model, not a curated record